AUGAUUGUAUCUAAUGCUAAGGUUAUGAGGAGGAAUGUGUUGCAACUACCGCGUGAAGUGAUUAAGAAGUGCCUUAGUGGACUGGUCAGCUUGAUUGCCUUAUAUGAUUCGGACAAGGCAUUAAAAACCCCUUUCGCGCUAACACUGACUGUGAUUCCUCAAAACCACCGCAUUUACCGAUCACCGUACCGACUGCCACCACUGUCUCCGAUCGGUACCAUGCCAAAGAGAAAGGGAAGAGGCCUGCCUAAAGGGUCAAGUCUUCAGAAGAAGGUUAAAUCGAAUGCAAAUGUCGAAACAACUGUUCUUGAUAAUGCAUCCAAUCAAUUGGAAGUUGAUCCUGAAUUUGUAGAGGAGCAGGAGAAAGGCACACAUGGAUUCACUUUAUCAUAUUCUCCCGUUCCAGUUGAUCCUGGGUUUGUAGAGGAGCAAGAGACAGGUACCAUGUUUAUGAGAAAGGGAAGAGGUCGGCCUAAAAGGUCAAGUGUUCAGAAGAAGGUUAAAUUGAAUGCAAAUGCCGAAACAACUGUUUUUGAUAAUGCAUCAAAUGAAUUGGAAGUUGAUCCUGGGUUUGUAGAGGAGCAGGAGACAGGUACACAUGGAUUCACUUUAUCACAUUCUCCUGUUCCAGUUGAUCCUGGGUUUGUAGAGGAGCAAGAGACAGGUACCAUGUUAAAGAGAAAUGGAAGAGGUCGGCCUAAAGGGUCGAGUCUUCAAACGAAGGUUAGACAAGGUGCAAAUGUCGAAUCGAUUGUUCUUGACAGACCAUCAAAUGAAUUGGAAGUUUAUCCUGAGUUUGUAGAGGAGCAGGAAACAGGUACCAUGACAAAGGGAAAGGGAAGAGGUCGGCCUAAAGGGUCUAGUCUUCAGAAGAAGGUUAAACAGAGUGCAAAUGUCAAAACAGUUGUUCUUAAUAAUCCAUCAAAUGAAUCUGAAGUUGAUCAAGAGUUUUCAGGGGAGCAGAAGACAGAAAUGCCUAAGAAUAGGGGACGAGGACAACCAAAACGGACAAUUGAUCUGAAUUAUCAAAAAAGUGUUCAUAUAAAUGUAAGUAGUAGUCCUAUCAAUCCUUCAAAUACGGUGGAAACUGUUCAUGGGUGCAAAGAAUCAGAAAAUCCAGAUCUCCAAAUUUAUGUUCUUGAUAAUCCAACAAAUGAAUCUGAAGUUGCUCACGGGUUGGUAGAGGAGUGGGAGAGAGACCUGCCUAAGAAAAGGGGACCGGGACGGCCAAAACGGUCAAGGGGUCAAAAUUAUCGACAGGGUGUUCCUAGGAACAUAAGCAGUCCCAUCAUUUCUUCAAAUAUGGUGCAAGUUCAUGACUGUAUAGAGUCAGAAAGUGAAGAUAUGCCUAACGAAAAGGGACAAGAACAACCACGCGAGUCAAGGGUGCAGAACUGUCAUAGAAAUUCCAAUGGCACUGUAGUUUAUGAUAAUCCAUCAAAUGUGAAGGAAGUCAGUCCUGUAUGUGAAGAAGGCCCAGAGGCUGUAUUUAAUACUCCUAUGCAAAGAGGACGAGGACGAGGGCGACCAAAAGGGUCAAUGAAUCAGAUGAACCAUCCACAGAAUGCAGAUGCAAGAGUCAGGCCUAAGAAAAUUGUAAGAGGAGUUAUGCUUGAAAUGAAGCGUAAAUUGAGUCCAGAUGGAAAGUUGGAUGUUAUCAUUCAUCCUGAGAGGCUGGUGGCUAUAGGUCCAGGCCGUAAGGAUUUCAUUACUGAUCUUUCUAUUAUUCUUCGCAAGAACGCCCGUUUUAAUGUGAACAAGUGGAGGCAGGUUCCACAAAGUACUAGAGAUACAAUAGUGGAAAAAAUUCUGAACCAUUGGAGACUUCCAGAUACAGAUAUGGUGCGGAAGGCGAUUAUUGAUGAAGCAGGCCGAUUAUAUCGGAAUUGGCGCAACAGGCUUCAUGAUUAUUAUUUAAUGUUUGAAACAAAAGAAGAGGCCCUGAAGCAUGUCCCUGAGGAUGUCAAUGGGCCUGAUUGGAAAUUCUUGGUUGAUUAUUUUAGCAGCCCUUCUUUUGAGAUGAUUAGCAUGAAAAACAAGGCAUGUAGGGCAAAACAGCGGACUCUUCAUACUAGUGGGCGAAAGUCCUUUCAAGCAGUUAGCUUUGAUGCACGGGAUCCGGCGACUGGAACAGAGCCUGAUUUGCAGACAUUAUGGCAGAUAACACACAAAAGGGCUAAUGGGGAGUGGAUUGAUGAGGCAUCUAAGGAAAUAAAUGACAAAGUUACUGAACAAGUAGGUGAGAUGCUGCUAGAGAAUUCUCAGGAUGGGGUGGAAAUAGUUGAACCUGAGAUUAUUAAAACUGUCUUUAAGGCGGUGGUUGGGAAGAAAUCAUAUAUGCAAGGUUUUGAAGAAGGACUGAGGUCAUCAAGCUCUGAUAGAGUUAAAAGGUUGCAGGGUGAGUUAGACGCCCAAAGGAUGGAGACAGCGAACGCUAAGAAAGAAUGCAAAGAAAUAAGAGCCAAACUUGUUGAGGUUGAGUCCCAACUGGCAGAAGAGCGGCAGAAACGAGAGGAGAGUGAGGUUCGAUUAGUGGAUCGUCAAAAAGAUAUGCAGGAAAUCAACAUUCAGGUUCAGACUGCCAUCCAGUCAGCAUUGUCUCAAUAUUGUCCACCAAAAACUGAAGCAGGGAUCUCGGCAGAACAUAAUGAAAAGGUUGCUGAGCUUGAAGCACAACUCCAUGAGGCGGAAGAUGUGAUAACAGAUAUUAGGGCAGAAUUAGCUAGGUAUCGAAGAUUUAUGUUCUCUGAUGUCAGCUGUAGACCUGGAAAGGAUCUUAUCCGCAUGUGCAGUUAA
This is a messenger RNA of Vicia faba (fava bean), 2796 nucleotides long. NCBI's taxonomy places the organism in Eukaryota, Viridiplantae, Streptophyta, Magnoliopsida, Fabales, Fabaceae. The record is from the annotation of a GenBank genome assembly.